UAUUGUUCAACGUUUUCAUCUGCAUGGUCUAAGAAAUGGGUAUCAAACAUGUAAAUCCAUGGUGGUUUCGGUUAUUGAGCAGCCACUUUUCGUGCAUCCACCAACACAACCACCGCCGUGAGCGGCCUCGUCGAACACUCAAGGUCAUCAACUGCGACGGACAAGUCAAAAUAUACGACCGUCCCGUUCAUGUUGCCGAGCUCUUGAACCAGUUCCCCAAGCACAUGAUCUGCCGAUCCGAUUCGUUGUACAUAGGCCAAAAGAUCCCGCCUCUCUCCAGAGACGAUAAGCUCCACCUCGGCCACAACUACUUUCUUCUUCCCCAACAAGUUUUCCAGACUGCUUUAUCGUUCGUCACCAUUGCUUCCUUCGCCAACGCUCGAUACUCGUCUCCUCGUUUGGCAGAGAAGGCCGCCGCUUGUCAACCUUUCCGCGUCGAAAAGAGUGAGUCCGGGUGUUUGAGAAUACGAGUUUCCGAUGAGUUUAUACGCGAGUUGAUGGAAGAAAGUAAAAUGAAAGUCGGCGUCGAAGAGAGUUGCUCAAGUAGAGUGUGCACGACACCUCAGUUGCAGAAACAAUACACGUUGCUCGUCGGUUCGUCGCGCCAUAACUGGAAACCCAAAUUGGAGACCAUAAAGGAGAAGAAGAAGAAGCGAAAGAAGAUUUGGACUCUUGGAUUGAAGAGGAAAAACAAAUCGGCAGCGAAGAAGAACGUAAAGAGUAGCCAUAGAUCAUCUCAACACCACCGUGUUGAUGUAAUCAGUACUUGUGAGAAACCUCAAUCAAAACCCAAGAUUAAGAUUAAAUCGUCGAGGAAAUUAUGAGGACUGAUUGGGUGUUUUUCUAUAUUUACAGCACUCUUUUAGUGAAUUAAACCAUCUCAAAGCACUGUGUUAAUCAUCUCAUGUUGUUAAUGUAUAUGUCUUCGUUCAGAUUACAGAUUUUGUUU
Messenger RNA from Hibiscus syriacus, 949 nucleotides. RefSeq lists its product as uncharacterized. Lineage: Eukaryota; Viridiplantae; Streptophyta; Magnoliopsida; Malvales; Malvaceae. The record is from RefSeq and is a predicted model, not a curated record. The transcript has 2 exons. The coding region runs from base 36 to 824 and encodes 262 amino acids.